This is a messenger RNA of Aspergillus homomorphus CBS 101889, 818 nucleotides long. RefSeq lists its product as uncharacterized. The record is from RefSeq and is a predicted model, not a curated record. Lineage: Eukaryota; Fungi; Ascomycota; Eurotiomycetes; Eurotiales; Aspergillaceae. The coding region runs from base 159 to 818 and encodes 219 amino acids. The transcript has a single exon.
CCCUUUUCUGUCUUCAGUGUCGAGCUACCUCAGGUUUGGAUCUGCUGCAUCAUCCACUUACCCCGUUCGACAUGUUUAUAUCUAACGUCUCGUUUUAGGUAGUUCACGAUAUCGCACCCGGUGGUUGAACAGGCAGACCGUUGCCUCUUGCUCUCAUCAUGUCUGCUGCAGGUGACAGGACCUUCGCGGAAAGGAAAAGAGCCCGAUAUAUGGAAAAGAGCAAGAGCACUGAAGAACAGUUCGCUAGAAGAGACACAUUGACGCUUCCUCGCCGGAAGCUCUCUGCGCCCAGCCAUGCCACCGACCGCCCCGUGGUGCACGCCAGUGUCAUCGUACCAGGGCGUGGCUCCCCUGCCGAUAAUAAAGGUAAAGCCACGAACACUCAAAGUGGCAUUCCGCGGUCGGGGCGUGGCUCACCCACCGAUGUUAGAGGUAAGGCUAAGCACAGCCAGACUGGCAUCCCAACGCCGGGUCGUGCUCGCUCGAAUAGCCGGGCGCGUCCCGUUGCGUCCGAGCAGAGCGCGAACCCCGCGCACGCGUUGCCUGGUCUGCGUAACCAAUUCCCAAUUGAAAGAUGCUACCGAUGUAAGCAUGCGCUUGAUGAUGAUCAGAUCGUGCGCAUCAACUACACAGGCGGCAAGCCCGUCGUCACGCGCUGGCAUUCUUCUUGCCAGAUUGGGCUCAUUGCCGAGGAGGUACUGAAACUUGUUCUCCAGGACAAUGCGCCCAAGGGUGAAGAUGAGGUGAAAGACCUCGUGGAGAAGGUCGCCACCAUGCUCCAUAUAUGUCAUUUCGACGGCUUGGAGAGCUCUGAGUGA